Messenger RNA from Brachypodium distachyon (stiff brome), 1038 nucleotides. RefSeq lists its product as uncharacterized. NCBI's taxonomy places the organism in Eukaryota, Viridiplantae, Streptophyta, Magnoliopsida, Poales, Poaceae. The transcript has a single exon. The coding region runs from base 1 to 1038 and encodes 345 amino acids. The record is from RefSeq and is a predicted model, not a curated record.
AUGCGCAAUUUUCUCUUUAUUAUUGCUAUUCUGGCAGCAACAGUCACGUACCAAGCUGGUCUGAACCCUCCAGGAGGCAUUUGGUCUGAUGGGAACAGUAAAGGUGGCAAACCAGGCAAUCCAGUCCUUCGAGACAGCCACCCAAAGCGCUAUGAGGUUUUCUACUACUCGAAUGCUGUCUCAUUUGUGUCUUCUGUGGCUGUCAUCGUACUUCUUGUUAACAGGGAAUCAUGUGAGCAUGGAAUCAAGUCCUAUGCACUGCAUGUGUGCUUGGUAGCUGAUUUGGUUGGCCUCCUGAUCACUUAUUCUGCAGGAAGCUGCAGGAAAGCAAAGCCGGUAAUCUAUCUCAUUGUCAUAGCUUCUGCAGUUCUGCUAUGUCUUGCGAUCCAAGUCCUUGUACUCUCAUCAACACAAGAUGCAUUAGAAGGGCCAGUGACCUGGUUAAGGAGAUGGUUGCUGAAGAUUUUUCAUCUAGAGACUGACUCUGAGAGAUUGCCAGGAAGCUCAGAUGGGACAAACAAUGAAAGUAAUACUCCAGGGUCAGUCCCCCAAAUCAACGAGAAGAAGGAAAGGAAGAGACAGAAGUACUUGAUGAUGCUCGCAGUUCUUUCUGCGUCCAUUGCAUACCAAGCUGGUCUAAAUCCACCUGGUGGCUUCUGGCCUGAUGACAGCACCAAGAAUGGUUACAAGGCUGGCAACCCAGUACUUAAGGACAUACACUCCUGGCGCUACAUGGUGUUCUUUGUUUUCAAUUCCAUCUCUUUCAUGGCAGCUAUUGCUGUAGUCAUGCUUCUGCUGAGUAAAUCUGUGAGAAAGAAGAAGGUUCCGCUCCAAGCAUUGCACUUCAUCAUGAUACUGGACCUGUUGGCUCUGAUGACUGCUUAUGCAGCUGGAAGUUGCAGAAAGUUCAGGACUUCAAUAUUUGUCCUCGUGGUGGUAUUUUGUGUGGUGCUAUACCUUAUGAUUGUUAUUAUUUUGUCAAGUGGUAUAGCAGGAUGGCUGAGAAAAAAAGGAAAUGAAGAUGACCUAGCCAUGUAA